AUGCUAGAUAGCGAAUUAGAUGAUGUGUGUCUUCUCUCCAGUCCUGGAUUAGAUGAAGAUGACCCUGCUGCAACGUUGGUUCUGGACUUUGGAGACAAAGUCCUGUUGAAGCGACCAAUCACCAAGCAGCUGGUUAUAACCAAUCACACAGCAAUCCCAGCCCCCUUCACCCUGGAGGCGGAGUACUUCACUGGACACGCCCCCUCACCACCAGCCGGCCAAUCGCAGCAGAGGGGCCUGUAUGUAAGGAAGCCUUUACACUCUGUCCAAGCUAAGAAAGUAGAGGACAAGGCACAGGAAGGGUUUGUGAGUGGGCUGUUGGCCCAUGGGAAGGGCGCAGCGUUCUUCGUCCAGCCAGACUGUGGCAUUCUGGGAGCGUUUGAGACUCAAACCAUCGACAUCACAUCCUUCACCAACAUGUGGGGGGAAUACAGAGACCAGCUCAUCUGUAAGGUGGGUGACCUCCAGCCCAAGCUGAUCCCCAUUCAGAUGACAGUGAUGGGCUGUCCUCUUUACUUCCAGAUGAUUGGUCCACAGCCAGACAGACAGAACCAGGGACCAAUCGUACGGUUUGGUACGCACGUCUCUGGAGGAGACACAGUGUCCCGCUCUCUACGUCUGAACAACACAAGCCCCUACGAUAUCCGUAUGGACUGGGUGAGCUACAACGUGGACCAGGAGGACAGGAAGCUGCUGGAUGUGGUGGUUGCCUACGGAGACGCCUUUCCCCUGAAGGACGCAGACGGCAAUGAGGUGGUCGGGGGCGGGGCCAUGUCUAAUGAUACUCCGCCCACUUGGGACCGGAGCCAAACACCCAGCACUGAGGGAACAAGCUCCUCCCUCAAGAGCAAGUCUGACCUUGAGGAGGAGGAGGAAGGAGCUCUCCACUCUGCUCCUCAGAAGAGGCUCUUCUCUGUCUUCAUCAGGCCGCAUGAAGGCAACGCCUCCGACUACCCAUACUGCAUCACUCCACAGCAGAUA
Molecule: messenger RNA, 981 nt
Organism: Salvelinus namaycush (lake trout)
Lineage: Eukaryota; Metazoa; Chordata; Actinopteri; Salmoniformes; Salmonidae
Product: deleted in lung and esophageal cancer protein 1-like
Exons: 7
Biological process (GO): negative regulation of cell population proliferation
Source: RefSeq, a predicted model, not a curated record